This is a messenger RNA of Rotaria socialis, 2451 nucleotides long. Lineage: Eukaryota; Metazoa; Rotifera; Eurotatoria; Philodinida; Philodinidae. The record is from the annotation of a GenBank genome assembly.
AUGGAUGAAACACAAUGGAAAAGAUUAACGAAUCAUGAUCCAACGACUAUCGUUUCAUCUCAUCAAACGGAUGCCGUCAACAUUCUUAAACGUCGCACAACAUUUGUUAAAUAUAAAUCCACUGGCCGCACAUAUGCACGCUUGUAUUAUUUAGUUUUAUCCGAAGAUUCAAUUCAUUAUUUGGGCUCAAGAACAAAAUCAAAACGUCAAGCAUGUAUAAUAAAAAAUAUUGAUGAGAUUCGUGUAGGUUUUAAUACAGCUGUUUGGAAAAAAUGUCUAAAGAAAAGAGCAAUAACAAAAGAUAAAGCUAGUUUAGCUUUUUCCAUUAUGCAUAAUCAUAACCGUAAUUCCCUUGAUUUACUUGCUGAUAGUGAGGAAACGCGUUCACAAUGGGUUCAAGGCUUAGAAUUUUUAAUCAGCCGUUAUCAAUCGCAUAUUCGUACAAAUCGUGAAAUAACUGAUCAAUGGAUAUGGAAUUUAUUUUCACAGGCUGAUGUUGAUCAAUCCGGACAGUUAAAUCGCAAUGAAGUUUUACGCCUUUUAUUUACACUUAAUAUACAAUUAAAGAAUUCAGAAAUUGAUCUAUACUUUAAACAAGCAAAUAUCCGCGCGAGAAAUGAUCAAGAAUUAAAAAAUUUAGAUAAAGAAGAAUUUUUGAUCUUCUAUAAAUACGUAUCACAACGGCCAGAAUUAUUAAAAAUUAUUUGUCAAUUUAAUGGUAGCACCAAUGAAGAAAUGGCAGGAACACUAUCGAAUUAUAGUGUUCUGCAUAAAAUGCCUCGAGUAACAUUUGAAACAAGUCCUAUUAAUAGUUCUCGUGUAUUAAAUAUUCGGAAGCAAAAAAGUCCAAAAAAUAAAAGUCUUUCAUCAAGUUUUCGCCGGCGGUCAGCAUCAAUUACGCCCGAACCUUCAUCGCGUGGAGCUGAGAAAAAGAAUUUUCUGACAAUUGAACAAUUAAAAAACUUUUUACAGAAAGAACAACAUAUGAAUACAUUAUCGAUUGAGGAUUGUGCAAGAUUAAUUGCAAGAUUUGAACCAUCGAUUGAAGGACGUCAAUCGGAAGAACUCGGCGUUGAUGGUUUUCGUUUACUUUUACUACACGAUGAAUUUUGUAUUAUGAAUCCAGAUAAGAUUCAUCGUAUAUAUCACGAUAUGACACGACCGAUUACUGAUUAUUUUAUUGCAACAUCACAUAAUACUUAUCUUCAAGAUAAUCAAAUUUUUGGUGAUUGUACUGCUGAAACUUAUAUACAUGCCUUGAAAACUGGUUGUCGAGCAGUUGAAAUGGACUGUUAUGAUGGUAGAGAGGGCGAACCGGUCGUUUAUCAUGGAAAUACAAUUACUGAGCCAAUUAAACUCGAAGAAAUUUUACUUGCUGUUCAAUUACAUGCAUUUGAUACUUCACCUUAUCCAUUAUUUUUAAAUAUUGAAAAUCAUUGUUCAUAUGAACAGCAAGGUAUCAUGGCGAAUCUUUUAAAAGCUAUUUUCAAAGAUAGCUUAAUAUCGAAGCCAUUGACAGAAGAUUUUCAAACAUUACCAUCACCUGAACAAUUGAAAUAUAAAGUUUUAAUUCGAAGUCCUUCAUAUACAAGAUCAAAACUAAAACCAACAACUGAUUCCACUGAACCAAAUCAUUCUGAACUCCAUCCUGAUUUCGCUAGUUUGAUCGUCUAUUGUCAAAAUACUAAAUUUACAAAUGUAUCACAAAUACUAUCUAAUAAUAAAUGUUAUCAGUCGUUUUCACUCAAAGAAUCUGUGGCUUCGAGUUUAAUUGCUGCAGAUUCACCAAAUCAUCUUGAUCUUAUUCGUUUAACUCAACAUAAUUUAGUACGUGUUUAUCCGGAUAGCAUUCGUCAGAAUUCAAGUAAUUUACAUCCAUUAUUUUAUUGGGUUUAUGGAAUGCAAAUGGUUGCAUUGAAUUAUCAAACCGACGAUGAAGCAAUGUGUCUUCAAUAUGGCCUCUUCAGUGAUAAUGGCGGCUGUGGAUAUCUUUUAAAACCGCCUUGUUUAUUAGCCACUGAUCAAUAUUUUGAUCCGAAAGAACGAUGUAUUGAAAAAGGAAAACGUUUACACAUUCAGAUUAUUAGCGGACAACAUAUAGCAAAAGAGAAUUCAAUCGAUGAUCGUGAUAUAUCCGAUCCAUAUGUUAAAGUUUGUACGUAUGGUAUUGACUGUGAUUAUAAUGAACAUUGUACACCGGAAAUAAGAAAUAAUGGUUUAAAUCCUAUAUGGGAUUAUAAGAUAGCAACGGAUAUCUAUUGUCCUGAAUUGUGUCUUGUCAUUUUUCAAGUACGUGAUCACGAUCGAUUUGGCCGUUCGGACUUUCUUGGGCAAGCUUGUAUACCAUUUAAUGCACUUCAAUUAGGUUAUAGACAUAUUAAAUUGAAAGCAGAAAAUGGUGAUUACACUAAUGGAUCCAUAUUUGUGCAUGUUAAAAUUGAUGAUUUUUGA